Schistocerca serialis cubense is the source of this 3191-nucleotide messenger RNA. RefSeq lists its product as uncharacterized. The transcript has 5 exons. The record is from RefSeq and is a predicted model, not a curated record. The coding region runs from base 493 to 2271 and encodes 592 amino acids. Lineage: Eukaryota; Metazoa; Arthropoda; Insecta; Orthoptera; Acrididae.
UUGUAUCUAGAGGAAAAAACGUGCGAUGUCUUAAAUUGCAAGGUAGUAGUAAGAUUGAUGCACUGUGCCCUGCUAAGAUGAGAGUAGAUAUGAAAAAGAAUGUAACCUGCUGUGUGAAAUAUGUUUCAACCCAUGUUGGCCACAAAUCCGAGUUAUGCCAUCUGCGACUAACAAAAAGAGAAAGGGAAAGUAUUGCUGCAGAUAUAGCAAGUGGCAUACCAUUCUGUCAUAUUAGACAAAAUUCGAGAUACAGUUGUAGAUUCGAACUUGGAAAGGAUACAUUUGAUUACGAGACAGGAUCUACAUAAUAUAGAUCAGUCUUAUAAUUUGUCCUUCAAGUCAAUAAGACACCAUAAUGAUGCAAUAAGUGUAGAAGCAUGGGUAAAUGAAGUAAAUGGUGGAGACAGUCCUUGUGUGCUUUUCUAUAAACCACAGGAUGUAGUCCUUGAUUCGUACCCACAAUUAAAGCGCUCUGAUUUUGUAUUGAUAAUUAUGAACAAUGCUCAAGGCGAGAUAUUAAAGAAAUAUGGGAACGACUGCGUUUGUGUUGAUGGGACACAUGGUCUUAAUGGAUAUAAUUUUGAACUUAUAACUCUACUAGUGCUAGACGAUCUAAGACAAGGGUUUCCAUGCGCGUUUCUAAUAUCUAACAGGAAUGACUCCCAGAUGCUGUCCAUAUUUUUCCAGCACAUAAAGAGGCAGGUUGGAUCAAUUUCGCCAAAUGUUUUUAUGUCGGAUUUGGCCGAGUCUUUCUUUAUUGCAUGGAAUGAUGUCAUGGCAGCUCCAUCUAUGCGACUUUAUUGUACAUGGCAUGUUGAUAGAUGUUGGAGGAAGAAUAUCAAAUGUAAGAUUCAAGGUGUAGAAAAACAAGGUGAAGUAUACAAGCAAAUCAGAACUUUGAUGCAUGAGCAGGAUGUAGAUUCAUUUGAUGAGAUGUUAAAUAUUGUGCUAGAGAGAUUGGAAUGUGAUCCUGAUACAGUUCAAUUUGCCACAUACUUCAGAGACAACUAUGUUGGGAAUGCAAAUUCUUGGGCAUAUUGCCAUAGAUUGAAUGCUGGAAUCAAUACCAACAUGCAUAUAGAAAGAAUGCAUCGCACUAUUAAAUAUAUAUAUCUAGGUAGUAAAUGUGUCAAGCGUUUGGACAAAGCUAUUUUUGCAUUGAUGUCAUUUGUGAAGCACAAGCUGUUUGACAGGCUUAUUGUGCUAAAUAAAGGUAAACUGACGAGUAAACUUAAGGACAUUCGGCUUCGGCAUAAAUCAGGGAAUAAUAUUAAGGAGGACUUCAUUACUAUGGAGUUUUCUGGUUGGAAAGUGCGUUCUUCUUCAAGAAGGUCAACAGAUUAUUUUGUAUAUGAUAAUGACUUUCAGUGCAACUGCAGAUUGAUGUGCAUUAAAUGCAGGGCUUGCAUUCAUAGGUAUUCUUGUACAUGUAUUGACUAUACCAUCAAAUGGAAUAUGUGCAAGCACAUACAUAGUGUUUGCCAGAUUCAGUUAAAGCAGCAACCUUCUGAACACCUAAGAAAUAGUGAAGUUACACUUACUGAGAGUGAAGAUAUUUCUGUUGUAGACGAGAAAACAGAAAUACUAGCGGAGGUAACGAAAAAAAGUGUUAAUGAUUCUGUACCUUUGUCAGUCCAAAGAAGGGAACUUAUCGCAGAGUUUUCUGGUAUUGUAUCUGAGCUGACCUCAAAUGACUUAGAAACUGCUAAAAAAAUGUUAUCGUCACUAAAGGCAACUGUAGCUGUCGGAAUGUUGCAGCAAAAACAGGCACCGCUGCAGAUAGAAAGGAAACAAUCACAAAAGAUUUUACCUCAACGUAGACUGUACUCUACAAAGAAAAACAAAAGGAGUAAUAAUGCAUCCCUGGUGCUACCAAAUUCAGAAGAAUCCAGUUUGAUCAAAUUAUCUCUACUGGCAGACAAAGAAGAUGCACUUGUGGGAAAAGGUUCAGCUGUUAAAAAGCAACCAACAAUAAAAAAUACAGAGGGUGUAGCAGGUCCAUUCCCCAUUACAGCAUGUGCCCUACAGCACAGCCCGACGAAUCGCUCAACUCCCAUGAUUCAGCCAAUAGCAAAACAGGCUGAGGUGGUAUCUAGUCCGUCUCUCGCUACAUCGUAUGUGCUGAAACACAGCCCGAGGAAUAGCUCAACUUCCACAAUUCAACCAAUACCAAAACAGGCUGUGGUGGUACCACAUCCAUCCAUCGGUACAGUGCGUGUGUUGCUACACAGCUCAACAAAUGGUGCCGUUCUCCCACAUUUAAACCAGUGACAGGGCAGGAUAAGAUGGUAUCAGUGCCUUCCCUUACUACAGCGCAUGUUCUGCAACACGGCUAUGGAAUGGUAUUAUAAAUUCAGGCAGUAUUUGUGGAUCCUUUCUGAUCUGAAAUUUUGCUUGUCAACUACAACCUUCCUUAUGACAUUUCAUUUCUGAUUUAUACCAAAGACAAGUGUCCUUUUGUUUAAUUGAAAUUUUUUUACCACUUGUCGGACUGGUUUUUCUUCACAAAAUAUAUUAGUACAAAUAUAGCUAUAUAAUAGUGUGAUACAUUCUUUCUGUAUUGAUGAUGUUAUGGCCAAUAUUUCACAUUACAGGCAUAGGCAAUUGUCUUGGUUACGAAUUAAACUGUAUCAGGAUCACAUACAUCCUUGUUGUGAAUCAUGUUGUCUGCACUGGCGAUUUGUUCACGUGUCCCAGUACACCUCGCACAUGAAGUACACUUCACUAGGAAAAUUAAAAAAUGCUGUAACUUUUGAAUCACUGCAGAUAGGACGUAAACUCUUUCACCUUAAUCCAUAAGAAACACUACAGUUUACAUCCUUAAUGGACAUUACAUGCAAGUUACACAAAGAAUUAUAUUUAGCAAUAGUUUUUAAAUGAGGCUAAAUUUCACUCCAUAGUCUUCCUUAUAAUAAUAUCAUACACACUUUAUUUUACUCCUCACUAAACUUAAAUUCAGAGAAUCUUACCUUGCUCACUGAGGAGAAAGUGUCAGAUGCAGUGAACACCAAAUGAAAAGGCUAAAUAAGACAAUGCAGUGUGGUAGUCAGCACUCAGUAUGAUAUAACCACCACUAGAUAUUGACAUCUUCAGCCUUUAGAGCAUAAUUUCAAAAGUUUGAUUAGUUGAACAAUCUUUUUAGCUUGAAGUAAAUGAAGUUGUCAACAUAGAAAAUACCCAACAUUUUUAUA